CACCGGCAAUUCAGCAUUAUACAUAGCAACCGAUUUUUAUUUCGAAAAACAAAAGACAGUUGAAAAAAGGAAUCAGUUGAAGAAUACAUCUUCAUAUUUAUUGUAUCUACAUUUAUAUCUUAAACCCGGCGCAAUGGUUAUCCUGCAAUUGAAGCGAGGCAGUGAGAGUGAAUUUUUGUAUGACACUAAUGUGAAUGAGGAAACUAAUACCGUCAUACGCGACCUCAUCGCCAUCUUCAAUGGCCGCCUUAAGAUCCAGCGCAUAUGUUAUGAAAUCGAGGAACUGGCCGAGCAUGGUACGAUGCUGCCCAGUGAAAUGAUCGGAUUAACUGACGAGCAAAUCGAGGAGCUAAAGUUGAAGGAUAUCUGGGCAGAUAAGUGCAUACCUUCGGGUGGUUUUAAUUUCAAUAAAGAUCCGCUUGGACGCCGCAAUGGUCAGCAGCCAAAUGAGGCCAUGCAAAAUGUAUUAAAAAAAGCUAUGGACGAUGCCAAGGGGCUAGUCGAUAAGAAACUAGUUAAGGCUGGGAAACCACUCACCCUAAAGUCCGUGGAGGAGGCUUUAAAUAUUUUACGUGGGGCCGUUACCAUUGUCUAUCCCAUGCAACUGCCACCUCAUGACACCAUACGCAUGGAGUUCACCAACAUGGAGGAUUUGAGCGGCACACAAGCGUCCAAAGACGUAAUUGAACCCUCAAAGGCACAGUUGUGGUUUGCCGGUCGACAGAUAUUGAAUGGCAAGCGCUUAAGCGAGUUUCUGGGCAACAAUAACAAAACCAAGGUCGUCGUUAAGUUAAACCAAUUAAGCGAAGGUACCCCGGGACGUGAACCAGUAAUUUCGGAGCAAGUGCGCCGCCAAAUGAUGGCCGAGGCUUAUCGUCGCCAGGAGGAGCUAAAGAUAAGCUAA
This is a messenger RNA of Scaptodrosophila lebanonensis, 904 nucleotides long. Its product is annotated as cilia- and flagella-associated protein 298. The record is from RefSeq and is a predicted model, not a curated record. Gene Ontology annotation, biological process: regulation of cilium movement. The transcript is spliced from 4 exons. Bases 134 to 904 code for a protein of 256 amino acids. Lineage: Eukaryota; Metazoa; Arthropoda; Insecta; Diptera; Drosophilidae.